Dreissena polymorpha is the source of this 3039-nucleotide messenger RNA. RefSeq names its product protein Daple-like. Gene Ontology annotation, cellular component: centrosome; cytoplasm. Bases 175 to 1926 code for a protein of 583 amino acids. The transcript is spliced from 14 exons. The record is from RefSeq and is a predicted model, not a curated record. Gene Ontology annotation, biological process: cytoskeleton-dependent intracellular transport; cytoplasmic microtubule organization. Lineage: Eukaryota; Metazoa; Mollusca; Bivalvia; Myida; Dreissenidae. Gene Ontology annotation, molecular function: dynein light intermediate chain binding; microtubule binding.
UGCAUUUUACUUGUGUAUGAUUAUUGUGGUAUUGUUUAUAAAUACUAUAAUAUAAAACGAUACUUUAAAUACAUAAUAACGAUUGUUUAUUUUAAAAAGACAUCAAAUAUGAAGCUGACGCAAUAGACAAUUUUAUUGUUAUACUUUAAGAAAUACUUUUAAAUGUGUUGAAUAAUGGACAUACACAAAUAUUUAGUCAGUUGCACGAUGGCAUCGCGAACAGAUUCCCGGGCCGGCCAGUCAGUACAGAACAUGAUAACAUGUGUUGAGGAAGUGCUGCGUCUAGCUGGACCUGCCAAAGACCAAUUAAAAGGACUGCAGCCGUACAUUAGUCAGCUAUUAAGUCAGCAGAGCGAUGAAAGGAAACAUAAUUAUGACGCAUUAUUGGCUGAAAAUGCACAACUCAAAAACGAUCUGCUGGCAUUGAAAUCAAGUCAACUAACCAUCUGCAGUGACGGUAGGUCAAUAGAAAUGGUGUUAGCUGAAAUGCAACAAACAAUAAUGCGGGGUAAAGACGAGAUACUUCGAAUAAAUGCAGUCCGUCUCCAAGCUAUCCAGGAGGAGCAUAUCCAAAUGCAAACACAACUGGAAGAGAUGAGGAGUACGAAUGCAACGCUGAAUUGCCAAAUUAAAUCUUUAAAAAACGAGAGAGACGAGCUAGAAAAAUCUUUCUCCGACCAGCACGAUCGUAACAGUAGUUUGGAAGCGGGAUGCAGCCAAAUUCAAACUCAGCUGCAAUACAUGACAAGCCUGAAUGAAACCUUAAGCAGCCAACUGCAGUCUUUGCAGAAAGAAAGCGAUUUUUCCAGGAAGCACGAAGCAGAACGUCAAAUAUUGCACUUCGAGUUGGAAAAGAUUAAAAAGGACUAUGAGCAACAAUCCAAACAACUACACGAAGUAUUAAAAGAAAGGGAAACACUGAAGGAACUCGUGGCAAGCCAGCACGAUCGUAACAGUAGUUUGGAAGCGGGAUGCAGCCAAAUUCAAACUCAGCUGCAAUACAUGACAAGCCUGAAUGAAACCUUAAGCAGCCAACUGCAGUCUUUGCAGAAAGAAAGCGAUUUUUCCAGGAAGCACGAAGCAGAACGUCAAAUAUUGCACUCCGAGUUGGAAAAGAUUAAAAAGGACUAUGAGCAACAAUCCAAACAACUACACGAAGUAUUAAAAGAAAGGGAAACACUGAAGGAACUCGUGGCAAGCCAGAAACGACAGUUAAACACAAGGAUUCGGCACUCAAAUGAAGAAUUCGAUGCUGUCGUUGAGAAAAACGAACAACUUCAGAGAGACCUUUUGGCAUCUCAGUCGCGUCAUCUACCGGCUCACCAAGAGCUUACAUUUACUGACGAGUGCAAUCCUGAGCAUAUUGCUGAUUUGUACAAGAACUUGUACAAAAACUUCUGGCCGGAUGCUUUUAUUGAAGGAACAAAAUUCUCACGCCUCAAGACCGACUACAGUGUUAGCCGACUAAUUCUGAAUGUUUAUAACGCCGUUUACCUAUUUUGUAAAGACGAAUGUGCUCGCCAACGUGUUAGUUUAGAAAAGGCGUUAUCACUAGAUUCGGAAAAUAAGCUUCUGCCAGAAUAUAAACAACUCAUUACGCUAGUAAGAUGCAAAACUACACAAGUUGCUGUGGAUACAGUCUUUACGUUAUUUCAGAAUUCGAACGCAUCAAUCGAAGUCAAACAGUUUGCCGAGAAGAUUCAACCCUUCGUCCAAGAGAGUAUUCGAAUAUGUUGGCUCAUGAACUUGCAUGACCCACCGCUUACUUGUACCCAGACAGUAUGGGCACAUGGUACUGCGUUCGACGGUAAUAUGUAUGAAUGUUAUAAGUGUGUAGGCGAUAAAAUAGAUUUUAUCGUUUGGCCCGCACUUUUAAUGUCGGAAAAUCGCCAAAUUCUCGCGAAAGGUAUUGUUGAAUGUUUUUAGAAAGUUCAUCCAAUAAAUGCAUGCAUUUUUUUCAACGUGAGGAGGACUUCUGUUUGCAAAAAAAACAAAACUCAAACUAACGCGUAUUCAAGUUAGUAUAUAAUGUUGAUUAUCCUUUAGGUCUUCUAUAAACAUAGUAAUGUAAUAGUGAUUGAAGAUCUCCAAUAAGUUAAAAAGCGACGCUUUUAAAUAGUAUCAUUUAAAGAAAAAAAACUGAGAUGGACAAGAAAGCAAACCGCUAAAUAAGAAUCGUACUGAAGGAUAUCAUUAUUUUGUAUGUGCAUAAAAUGACCACUUCAAUUUAUAUUCGCCCUUUAAAGAGGCCGUCCAACAGAUUGGUAAAUUGACAAAAUAAAAAAAGUUGUUUUAGAAUAUGCAUCUUUUGACGAUUUGAAAACCUGAAAAUUAUAAAGCGUCGAAACGCGAAACGAUUGAAUAAUUUGGAAUGUUCUGUUGUUGUAGUUAUAUUUUGGGAAACUACAAGGAUUGCUUAUAUAGGUAAAAAAUACUUCCGCUCUAAGCAUGAGCAUGGAUAGUCGAGUGGUCAAGGCGGGAGACUUUUUACACCAGUACUUCAGGGGUCAGUGGUUCGAGCCCUGUUGAGGGUUACAUUUUUCCUUUUUUUAAAUUGUAUUCUUGUUUUGUUUUUACUGGAGAUUUUUAGGUCAAAUGUUUAAAUUUAUCAAUAUAAAGCAUUUAAUGCCAUGCUUCAAUACAUGCUAAAAUAUAUUGGACGGCCCCUUUAAUAACUGCGAUUCUAUAUCUUCUGUAUGGCAUUAUGGAUGUGCUUGUAUGAUCACGGCGUGUUUAAAUACAAAUUCGUUUUGCUAUGUCGUAUUUUGUUGGCAAUUGACGGGCACGCUUUUAGUUUGUCAGCAUCAUUUUUUGCUAAUUAUAAACGUAAAUUAUAUACGUUAUAUCGAUUGAUUUUUUUUAUUGAAUAUGAUUUUAUUGUUCCGUCAUAUUUUAAGCCGAAAGUUAGUAGUAUUAUACUAUACAUGUUCAUUUAACCAAAUACACAAAACCGUUGUAGGAAAAUAUUUCAAUUUGAUUUGUCUAUACAUAUAUCGCUGAGGUGUUGAAGUGAUGAGGGAAUACAAUUAAGAUAUAAGG